Thecamonas trahens ATCC 50062 is the source of this 546-nucleotide messenger RNA. RefSeq lists its product as uncharacterized. Gene Ontology annotation, cellular component: intracellular membrane-bounded organelle. Lineage: Eukaryota; Apusomonadida; Apusomonadidae. The record is from RefSeq and is a predicted model, not a curated record. Gene Ontology annotation, molecular function: 2 iron, 2 sulfur cluster binding. The transcript has 3 exons. Bases 32 to 445 code for a protein of 137 amino acids.
UCUUCUCUCUCCCGAACUUUCAAUCCUCGUCAUGGCUGCCUCUUCCUCCUCCUCGGACCUCCCCGCUGUUGCUGCUGUCAAGCCCAUCAAGGUUGCCCUCAAGGCCGGUGAGGACUACUGGUGGUGUGCUUGCGGUCUGAGCCAGAACCAGCCGUGGUGUGAUGGUUCGCACAAGGGUACUGGCAUCGUGCCGGUCAAGGUUAACGUUGAGAAGGACGAUGACUACUACAUGUGCACUUGCAAGGCUACUGGCAGCGAGGUCGGCUUCUGCGACGGCACCCACCACACCGAGCCGGUUCUCCUCAAGUACUCGCGUCAGCUGCUCAAGGCCAACUCGGAGCUCAAGGCCGAUCUUGUCUCGCUCAAGCGCAACCUUGCCAUCGCUUCGAUGCUCUCGGUUGGCUUUGUCGGCUCGCUCAUCUUCUUCCUUGGCCGAAAGAACUAGUAUCGGCAUCAAGCCCUCUCUCUCUCCCUCCUCACCUCCGGCCUCGAGCGACGGCCUACCAGCCCAUCAAGGUCGCGGGCGUGGUCAUCAAAUACCUUACC